ACACGGCGAAGAUCUCUCAAUCACGCAUCGGUGAUACCCGAUGAUGUCGGAGACAACGCUGAAGAAAAUCCGAAAGGGCACCCGAAGUUGCACCGAGUGCCGUCAGCGCAAGACUCGCUGCAUAUUCACUCAGCCAAGCGACAACGUCUGUCAAGCUUGUCGCGAGAGGAACCGACAAUGUAUUCCACAAACUCACGUGCAUCGACGACGUAGUGGCCAAGUAUCGCGCGAUCCGCCGUCAAAUGAUCGUCUGUAUCGGUUAGAACAGCAAAUUGCAAUCAUCAGCGCCCGAGUCGGACAAUCAAGCAAGCCGGUACAGUCAGCAGCAGAUGAUGAGACCGAAUCUUCUGGUGACGAUGAUGCCCAUCAAGAUCCUGAUGAUGCCAUUGAGCUGUUAGCAAAUGCUGCGACAGGUAUACUUCCCGGAGGCGCGGCCCCUCCAACUCAUAUGCGACUGCUGUUCGAUAAUGCGCUCAUCGAUCUAAGUGAUAAUACUCAGCGUGACACCCAAAUUCCUCAAGGCAUAGAGGGUCUCGCAAACGAGGUUCGCUCUAGCUCAUCACGGUAUCUUUCUCAAGCGAGGAAGAAGUUGCAGCGAUUGAUACCGUCGCGGUCCGAUGUUCACACGAUUGCCACGCAGGGAGCAGGCUCUUUGCACUUCUACACCGUCUUCUUCCCUGUAAUGUCUGUGAUGAACAAGCCAGAAGCUAUACAUGAGGAAUAUGACGACUAUAUGCAUGCUGCUGCUGAUCCUACGGGCAUUGCUGCAUUUCUGUUGGUCCUCGCAAUGAUGAUACGACAGUUGCCAGCAUUAAGUCCAGGCAGCAUUCUCGAGAGCGUGGGAAGCAUCCCUCGAUUCGUCAAUACAGUGGUUCGUACAGUUCGCACCACCGUUGUGGCGUACAACAAGAUCGCACCAACAUUGGAUGGGUUUGAAACGACAAUAGUGUAUAAUCACUUACUGCUUGCGCGUGGCGAGAUUCGAGAGACUUUACUCUCACUGCGCAGCCUCGUGGCAUUGGCAGAGCUUGUCAGUCUUCCGCGUGUGACAUCACAACUUCUGCAGCAACAACGAUUGGCCUUGGCAGAUCCGACGAGUUCUCAUUCUGUGACCCUGGAUCAAAGAAAAAAGCUGUCAAUCCUGGAGUCACUUUGUGCGUCCGAUCGCAUGGCCUCAAUGAUGUUCAACCUUCCUGCAGCGACAUCAAACUUUCGAUUGCCUCCACGAUCUCUCCUUGAGCCCAACGGAGACAUUAACCCCCAAGCCUUCGCCUUUGAGGUAGCCUCUGUUGCGACUCGUGUGCAAGACAUCGAUGAAGACUUUGCCUCUGGUCUGACACCUGCCGAGAUCUACGACAAAGUGUUAGCCGCCGAUCGCAAGUUACGCGUCUUGAUCGCAAGGACUCCUAAACAAUGGUGGAACAGCUUCUCGGAUGAAGCCAAAUGGCAUUUCCCCACUCUCAUUGCACAAUUCUUCCUUUACUACGUCACGGUCCGUGUGCACCUCCAUUUCGCCCUGAACGACAGUGACGACGAUGAGGCCGACGCGGUCGGCAAUGACCAUGCCUGGUCGAGCACCGCCACGUACGCUUACAGCCGCAACACGUGUAUUGAAGCGUGCAAAAACGUCGCCCGCCGCCACCCAAGCCUACGCGCACAACUACCUAAGGGCUUUUUCGUAGCCCGCCUCAUGCACAUGCAAGUCUUCACCUGCGCUACAGUGCUCCUGCUGGCGCGAUACCAAAACAUGCGCGCGAUGGAGAAAUCCGAAUCAAAUGCGGUACAAAUCAACGAGGUUCAAGAAAUGCUUGACUUGGCAUUGCAAAUGCUAGGUGGUCUGGAAGGCGACGCGAAUGAACUCGGCGGCGAGUUCGCACGCGAUGCUGCUGUGGCUUUACGCUCACUGCACUCGCUCCUCGACGACCCUACUGUUGCGCCGACAGAGAGGCUAGCGAUUCAAAUUCCCAUGCUGGGCAAAGUCCAUAUCGGUCGGCGUCCGCCACGACAAGCGCCAGUUGUUCCACAAGCUACGCCCAUGCCGAUCUCGCCAUCAGGUCUGAACACGAUGCAGCUUGAUCUAGCAGGCGGCGGAAUAUCCGCACCGCUUCCGCCCAUGUAUGCGCCUGCUGCGCCGGCCCCGCCUCCUCAGCAGGAGGACAUGUCAUGGCUGCUCGAGUUGGAUUUGAACUCCGCGAUGCAGAAUCCUUUCAUGACUGCUACGGGUGCGGAACUUGAUGGGUGGAUGGAUUGGAGUGCCGAUGGAUUAUACCCAGAUAUGCCAAGUUAGAUUAGAGUUAGACUGUAACCCGAAACACGGUAUUUAUGCUCUUCGUCGAAAAUGAGGCUUCUUAUUUCCUGGGCUUGAAACGAUUGGCAGCGUCCAUGUCGCCGCGGCCGAGCGACAUUCAGGCAAUUGAGAUAAGAAAUCCCUCCGUUUGGGUCGUUUGGACAGAAAAUCUGAAGGAAAAGUCCUUUAGAGAGAGUAAUUGCAGUAUUGUCAAUGAUCCGUAAUGUUUAUACAGGCCCUUCUGGCGCAAUAAUCCAUUGUAUCAUCGCAAGCGGACUACCGUCACGCGCCUAUCCUCCCAAAUCGCACGUCUCAGCCUCUAAAAUUCAGCAAUGACAUCGCCCUUCAGCUUUCCGCGUAGUGAGUAUUUCC
This is a messenger RNA of Dissoconium aciculare CBS 342.82, 2659 nucleotides long. RefSeq lists its product as uncharacterized. Gene Ontology annotation, biological process: regulation of DNA-templated transcription. Gene Ontology annotation, molecular function: zinc ion binding; DNA-binding transcription factor activity, RNA polymerase II-specific. Lineage: Eukaryota; Fungi; Ascomycota; Dothideomycetes; Mycosphaerellales; Dissoconiaceae. The transcript has 3 exons. The coding region runs from base 41 to 2287 and encodes 748 amino acids. The record is from RefSeq and is a predicted model, not a curated record.